GUGAAAUGUCAGUUACGUCGAAGGUUUUUGCAAGUUUGGAUGUUUUAUUAUCAAUUAUACAAACAUACAGUGGCAGAACGGGAAUUUUUGUGCAGCUUUGUGGGUAAAAUAUAACAAAUAAAUCACUUAAUUAGCAUUCCGAGUUAUCGGUCGCCAGGUGUGUUGUGUGCGAUGAUGUCGCGCCAAGUGUUCCCAUUGUGACACUUUCCCAAGCCCUCGAGGGUCUCGAUGAUCCCACGGGGUCAUUGGUGGCAUUAACCUUAUCGAAGAGAGAAAAUAUCUUAAAAAAUAACAACGAAAUUGAAGUGCAGUAAGUGUGAAGAAAGCGAAAAUAAAUAUUUUCCACCCGACGCUCGGCGGAUUGUGUCGGUCGCCUGUGUAGCGAGUGGCAGAUAAAAAAAAUAUCUCGAGUGACAAGUUGCGCCGAAAGCAAUCGGGUACAUCACGUGAGUGUGACUACCGACGCUAGCCGCCCACCCGCCGGUGCCCGUCGACGCCUCCAGCUAAAGUGUAGUAGUUGUGACGCAUCCUAGAAGGGAAGAAGAAAAAAAAAAGUUCGAUUGUGCAAAAGUGACACACCGCAAGAUAAUUUGCUAAUAAAUAUCACAGUAACACGUCAGCACUUACUCCCUUUCCGCCCUCCGUCAGACAGAUCGGAUGAAGUAACCGAAGCAGCAUUAGCAGCAGCAGUGACAUCUUCAGUUGAGCAACGUCAACGCGGAGACAACAAAAAACAGAAUCCACCGCCGAUUGGAGAGAUUUGUUAAACAAAAUUUGUGGCAGCCCACCCACACCGCACGGCCAAGAUGAUGGAUCGGAUACCAUCGCUGUCGAUACCGGGCUUAUCGCUGUCCCAUCCGCUGUCGAUACCAACGUCCCAGAGUCUCACGAAUCAAUCAUCGCACGCCGCACUGAACUCGCUUAAUCUGCACAGCCAAAAUCUGCAUGCGGCAUCAUCUGUGAACGCUCUGCACGGAUCCCAGGGCGCAUCGACGGCUCAGGCCGUGGCGGCCAACCUACACCAGAACGUGGGCGGACUGCUGAACGGGCCUAGCAACGGCAAUGGUUCUCCCUACUAUUACAGCCUCCUGGGGCAGACCAUGAUGAAGAAGCCGGUCGAGGAGCACAUCAAGCGUCCGAUGAAUGCCUUCAUGGUUUGGUCCCGGCUCCAGCGGCGGAAGAUUGCUCAGGACAACCCAAAAAUGCACAACUCAGAAAUCUCCAAGCGGCUCGGAGCCGAAUGGAAGCUUCUGACCGAGGACGAGAAGAGACCAUUCAUCGACGAGGCCAAGCGGUUACGAGCGAUGCACAUGAAGGAACAUCCCGAUUACAAGUAUAGGCCCAGACGAAAACCCAAGCCCAUUCGACGCGAUGGGUAUCCCUACCCGAUGACGUAUCCUUCCGUACCGGUUGAUGCACUGCGGGCAGCGUUUCCCAUCAAUCUUGCAGGCAUCACACCCAGCUAUUUCGCACCAGGUGCCCCGUACCACUUAGGAAGUCAUUUGUCACAGGCUAGUCCUCCCACGACACAGUCCUCGAUCUCCUCCCAAAUGGACGUCUCAAAGUUCGCGUUGGACCGCAGCGCCUAUCUGAACACCGCAGCCGCCGGCGCAUUGUACGAUACCACCAAAUCCCAGACGAACCCGUACAGCGCCUACCUAGAUCCAACCACUGUCCUGACCAAGGCUUACUUCGAUUCAAAAAUGUAUCAGGAUCGCGCCACGGCCGCUGCGAAUUACGCCUUCGACAUUUCCAAGAUUUACGGUUCCCAGCAGCAGCAACAUCAGCAACAACAACAGCAACAGCAAGCUCACCAACAACAGCAGCAGCAACAACAGCACCAGUUGCACCAUCAGCAUCAGCUGAAUGGAGACGAACGUGAAUCGACUCCCCAGCUCAGCGAUGUCAACGUGGACAUAAAGCCUCAGCUCGGGGAACAGGUGGACAGUUCCCCACUGCAUAACAACAGCUAUGGGUCAAAUAGUGCAAACUUGCUGGCUGGCGGGGGAGGUGCAGCCGGGCUCUACCAAUACGCAGGGAUAGGACAAACCGGAGGCGGAGGAUCCGUGUCCGGUGGCGGGGGAACCGGAGAUUAUCGUCGCCCACUGACGGUCAUAUUUUGACCAAAUUCGGAGGUAAUGGAUGAACGAGAUUAUUAAACAUUGAAUAGGAUUCUGAUAAGUGAACACAAUGCAUCAACGAUAACAAUAGCUGUUUAGACUGUUAAGUGUUAAUAAUUUUUGAGCAGCCCCUCGGCCAUUGAAGGGAAGGAGCUUCUCUCCACGAGACAUUGCAUUGGAAACGAGCUCAAUAGAAUGUGAGUGAGCUUUUUCGGCAAGUUUUAACACGAUAGACAACAUUUAUCCGAAGUCAGACGCAACGAUUCCACACACACACUUUAUCCUGUAAAUUAAGCUUUCUCUCUCGGCCAUGAAGCGUAGACACAAACAUUUUAAAUCAUACAAUUCUGUAGCGAACAUUUUAGACCGAUGAAUAGGAUUGCAAUACUCAACUUCGAUCACAGGAAGAAUGUGAUCAAUCCGUAUGCAUUUACGAUAUUUGUACAUUACGAUCAUGAAAUAAAUUAUUACCCAUUUAGACGAUAAGCAAAUGUAUCUUUAAAUUUCAAAUACUAGCAAAAUACAAGUUUAAACGAGACGGGCCUCGGUGCGAUGGCCCCCAAAAGCUAGGCGUUUUAACUGAAGACACUACUCAUUUCCAUGCAUUCCCAAGUGGAUUAAUUGACAAGACGGGGGAAAAAAUUGUAAAUUCAACAGCAUUAGAAAUUGUUAAAUUAUUUCACCAUGUAAAGUAUUCUCUGCAAAUUAUUGUACUUAUAUCACCAAUAAAAUGGGUUAUGGAACGAAUACCGAUUGAAUAAAGU
Molecule: messenger RNA, 2884 nt
Organism: Toxorhynchites rutilus septentrionalis
Lineage: Eukaryota; Metazoa; Arthropoda; Insecta; Diptera; Culicidae
Gene: Sox21b
Product: transcription factor sox-2
Exons: 6
Coding region: 807-2123 (438 amino acids)
Biological process (GO): cell differentiation; anatomical structure morphogenesis; regulation of DNA-templated transcription
Molecular function (GO): DNA-binding transcription factor activity, RNA polymerase II-specific; RNA polymerase II cis-regulatory region sequence-specific DNA binding
Source: RefSeq, a predicted model, not a curated record